Messenger RNA from Westerdykella ornata, 1936 nucleotides. Its product is annotated as citrate synthase mitochondrial precursor. The transcript is spliced from 6 exons. Gene Ontology annotation, cellular component: mitochondrial matrix. NCBI's taxonomy places the organism in Eukaryota, Fungi, Ascomycota, Dothideomycetes, Pleosporales, Sporormiaceae. Gene Ontology annotation, biological process: citrate metabolic process; tricarboxylic acid cycle; carbohydrate metabolic process. The record is from RefSeq and is a predicted model, not a curated record. Bases 43 to 1449 code for a protein of 468 amino acids.
CCUCCAUCAAUUCCCAGCUGCUGCUUCAUCACAAUCAGCACAAUGGCCUCUUCUCUCAGAUUAGGAGCCAGCAUCCUGCGCACCGCUCCCCUGCGCACCGCCGCCUACAAGGGCUUCCGUUGCUACUCUGCCGGCAAGACCACGUCAUUGAAGGAGACCUUCGCCGCUAAGAUUCCCGGCGAGAUCGAGAAGAUCAAGAAGCUGCGAAAGGAGUACGGCAGCGAGGUCGUUCAAGAGGUCACUCUCGACCAGAUCUAUGGCGGUGCUCGUGGCAUCAAGUCGCUCGUGUGGGAGGGCUCCGUCCUCGACUCCGAGGAGGGUAUCCGCUUUCGCGGCAAGACGAUCCCCGAGUGCCAGCAGGUUCUCCCCAAGGCUCCCGGUGGCGAGGAGCCCCUCCCUGAAGGUCUCUUCUGGCUCCUCUUGACGGGCGAGGUCCCCACGGAGCAGCAGGUCCGUGACCUCUCCGCCGAGUGGGCUGCCCGCUCCGACGUGCCCAAGUUCGUCGAGGAGUUGAUCGACCGCUGCCCCAGCGACCUGCACCCCAUGGCUCAGUUCUCCAUUGCCGUCACUGCUCUGGAGCGCGAGUCCAACUUCGCAAAGGCCUAUGCUAAGGGAAUGCCCAAGUCCCAGUACUGGGAGCACACGUUUGAGGACUCCAUGGACCUCAUUGCUAAGCUGCCCACCAUCGCCGCUAAGAUCUACCGCAACGUCUACAAGGAUGGCAAGGUCGCUCCCGUUGAGAAGGACAAGGACUACGGCUACAACCUGGCCAACCAGCUCGGCUUCGCUGAUAACAAGGACUUUGUCGAGCUGAUGCGCUUGUAUCUCACCAUCCACUCCGACCACGAGGGUGGCAACGUCAGCGCCCACACCACCCACCUGGUCGGCAGCGCUCUCAGCUCCCCCUACCUCUCGUUGGCUGCCGGCCUCAACGGUCUUGCUGGUCCUCUUCACGGAUUGGCCAACCAGGAGGUGCUCAUCUGGCUCCAGAAGAUGAAGAAGGCCAUUGGCAACGACCUCAGCGACGAGGCCAUCAGGGACUACCUGUGGUCGACGCUCAAGGCCGGCCAGGUCGUUCCCGGAUACGGCCACGCCGUGCUCCGCAAGACGGACCCCCGCUAUGUCUCCCAGCGCGAGUUUGCUCAGAAGCACCUGCCCGACGACCCCAUGUUCAAGCUGGUUAGCCAGGUCUACAAGAUUGCGCCCGGCGUCCUCACGGAGCACGGCAAGACCAAGAACCCGUACCCCAACGUCGAUGCGCACUCGGGUGUCCUGCUGCAGUACUAUGGCCUCACGGAGCAGAACUACUACACGGUCCUGUUCGGCGUGUCGCGCGCUCUCGGAGUCCUUCCGCAGCUCAUCAUAGACCGUGCGGUGGGCGCGCCGAUCGAGCGACCCAAGUCGUUCAGCACGGAGAUGUACGCGAAGCUUGUCAAUGCUACUUUGUAAGGGAGUGCAAGAGCGGAGGAGCAGAUGGAUAGAGCAGCGGAAAAGCGUUUGGGAAGCAAGCAAGAUUUUUGUAAUGUACGAAUUCAACUAGGGAUGUAAGAUUGGGCCGUUUGGGUGUUUAGCAUGGUUUCGAAUUGGGCUUUGCAGCCGGUGUAUGACUAGCAAUCCAAUACUGUCUUGUUGACGACUCCCUUGGGCCAUGUCAGUUCGGAGGGUUUGGUACGCAGGGUCGGAAUUCGGAGAGAUGGAGUAAUACUCCGGGCCCUGAUAAGCCGGAUCAUUGAUGGUGGUACAGGUUCAUCACGUGCAAUUCACCGACUGCCCAUAUGGAUCCCGUUGGGGAGCCGUGGCGCGUCCAAAGGGUUGAGGAAGGAGUUCAUGAAGGACGAGGCAGCGGGAGGCCGUGCCUCGGUAGAGCCGUUGAACUGUGAACAGCCCACCUGCACAACCUUGGCCAGCUAUCUACUAUAGUAACCUUGUCUCUCAG